AACCUUCAACGGGAACUGCAGGCUGAACACGUGGAGGUGGAAGACACGUCCCCCAAUCACUGCUCCACCAGCUUCAAGGUUGUGGUGGUGUCACCUCUGUUUGAAGGGAAACCUCUGCUGCAGAGACAUAGGCUUGUCAACAGCUGCCUGGCGGACGAGCUGAAGAUCAUUCACGCCUUUGAACAGAAGACUCUGACGCCAGCUCAGUGGGAGCAGGAAAAGCAGAAGUAA
Staurois parvus is the source of this 231-nucleotide messenger RNA. The record is from the annotation of a GenBank genome assembly. NCBI's taxonomy places the organism in Eukaryota, Metazoa, Chordata, Amphibia, Anura, Ranidae.